AGAAGUAUAUUAUCAACUAAUAGCGCUGGUUUUGAAUAAUACUCGGUGACCGCGAUCGUGAGUUCAUACGUCUCUCUUUUCUUCCGAUUAAGUACUUAAGUAGUGAAAAUAGGGAAGACAGUUUGCCUGUCCGAUUCAUUUAAGCCGACGGCGAUUACAUAUCAUUUCGAUGCUUUGUUUUUUUGAUAUUUAAUACGUAGCGUGCAACAGCGCGCACCGGCGCUGUCACAUCUACCUUUGGUACGGAGCCGACGACUACGAGGAUGUUGAGGCGAAUGAUGGAGACAUUGGCGACCGACGUGGGCCGGAUUAGGCCUUACGCCGAAAUGCCAGGACCAACACCCAUACCUUUUUUGGGCAACACCUGGAGAUUUAUACCCUUCAUCGGUAACUUCAAGAUCCACGAGGUUGACAAAGUGUCAAGGAGAUUGUACGAGGAAUACGGCGAUAUCGUUAAAGUCGAGGGCCUACUCAAUCGUCCAGACAUGGUCUUUGUAUACGAUGCCGACGAGAUCGAGCGGAUCUUCCGGCAGGAGGAGCGGAUGCCACAUCGACCGAAAAUGCCGUCCCUUGAUUACUACAAGCACGUGUUGCGCAAAGAUAUUUUCAACGAGAAUCCUGGUGUUAUUGCCGUACACGGCGAGGGCUGGUACAAUUUUCGGAGCAAAGUCCAGCAGGUGAUGCUGCAACCACGUACGGCUCGUAUGUAUACCGAGACGAUCGACGAUGCCAGUCGAGCUUUUAUCGAGAGGAUAGAGAAGAUAAAAGACGAGAAGGACGAGGUGCCUGAAAACUUUCUAAAUGAAAUUCACAAAUGGUCCCUGGAAUCGAUAGCUCGGGUGGCUCUCGAUGUCCGAUUGGGAUGUUUAGACGAGGAACACGCACCACCCGAAAUUCAACAACUCAUCAACGCGGUCCUCGUGUUCUUCAAGAACGUGGGCGUGCUGGAGCUGAAGAUUCCGUUCUGGAAGUUCUUUAACACACCCACCUGGCGAAAAUAUAUCAGCGCCCUCGAUGUGAUAUUGAGCACAACGUCCAAAUUCACGGAGCUGGCCCUCGAGCGCUCGAAACUCUCCACAAAGACGCAAGAUAAACUUUCGCUUUUGGAGCGUGUGCUGGCGAGCGAGGGGAAUACCCAGCUUGCUACGGUACUCGCCUUCGAUCUCUUUCUAGUUGGUAUCGACACGACCUCCAAUUCCGUCGCUUCGGUCUUGUAUCAGCUUGCCCUCCACCCGGACAAACAGGAGAUGCUCCACGACGAGAUGAGGCGCGUCCUGGGCGAGACCGACCAGAUCACCACCUCGCACAUAAACGAGCUUAAGUACCUCAAGGCGUGCAUAAAGGAGACUCAGAGAAUGUUCCCGGUGGUGAUUGGCAAUGGGCGCUGCAUGACGAGCGACACCAUCAUUAGCGGCUACCACGUUCCCAAAGGCGUGCACGUCGUGUUUCAACACUACGUGAUCAGCAACACCGAGCGCUACUUCCCAGGUAGCGAUCGUUUCUUGCCGGAGCGAUGGAUCGACUCCGGGGGCUUGGAGGCGCCCCGUCACGCCUUUGCAUCUCUGCCCUUCGGCUACGGGAGGCGUAUGUGCCUCGGACGCAGGUUCGCCGAGCUCGAGAUACUCGUCGUCCUCAGCAAGGUUUUCCAGAAGUACCGAGUGGAAUAUCACUAUGAGAAGUUAGACUACUACAUUGAUCCAAUGUAUACGCCCAAAGGACCAUUAAAAUUCAAAUUCAUUAAACGCUGAAUGCCGAAGAUAACCAACAAGUAGUU
This is a messenger RNA of Ceratosolen solmsi marchali, 1774 nucleotides long. Its product is annotated as probable cytochrome P450 49a1. Bases 264 to 1748 code for a protein of 494 amino acids. Gene Ontology annotation, molecular function: monooxygenase activity; iron ion binding; heme binding. NCBI's taxonomy places the organism in Eukaryota, Metazoa, Arthropoda, Insecta, Hymenoptera, Agaonidae. The record is from RefSeq and is a predicted model, not a curated record. The transcript has 11 exons.